CCCCCCAGGUCUCUCGGGGCUCUUCGAGACGGGACUCCAUCAUGCCAGCAGCGCCACCCCUGAUGCCUCCGUCAUGAACCUCAUCUCGGCGCUGGAGUCGCGGGCCCCCCAGCCCGGCCCCUCGGCCUCCUCGCUGCUCUCCCAGUUCCGCACCCCCUCCUGGCAGACAGCAUUGCAUGCUCCGGCCCCCGCUGAGCUCUUCAUCUCGGGCGCCAUCCCCGGCUCGGGCACCUUCCCGUCGUCCUCGGCGCUGUCGGCCUACCAGCACCCGGCCUCCUUCAGCGGGCGCAGCUUCCCGGUCACCUCCUCGCUCAGCCUGCAGGACGCGGCCUUCAGCCCCAGCUCCAACGGGCUCCUGUCCCCGCAUGACCCGCUGCUGCACAUCAAAUCCUCCCAGGCCAGCGUCCCCUCCUCCCUCAGCUUCGACCGGCUGGGCAGUGCCGUGCUGGGCACCGGGCUGCCCUCCCAGAGCUCGGCCUACCGCAGUGCCCAGGAGUCGGCCUCCCGCCACCUGCCCUCCCAGUUCAACCUGCUCUCGUCCUCCCUCGGGCCCCCCUCGGACCAGUCCUCGCAGCUGUACAACACCUCGGUCUUCUCCAGCUCGCCCGCCGCCUCCAUGGAGCGGGCCAUCCCCCGGCAGGACAGCGUCAUCAAGCACUACCAGCGCCCCUCCAGCGCCCAGCCGCAGCUGCCCGCAGCUCACUCCCUGCAGCACUACCUGAGCUGCGGGGGCAGCUACCAGCAGAUGUCCCACCGCGCCGGCCUCUCCUGCAGCCCGCUGGGCGAACCCUCGCCUGCCGGCUCCGAGGGCUCCCAGAAGCCACCGCAGGCCCCCCGCCAGGAACCCGGGCAGAGCUACCGGCCCAUUAUCCAGUCUCCCGGCUACUCGGGCGCAGCCGCCGGCGGCUCCUCCAAAUCCAAGAGCUACUCGGCCUCCCGCCAGACCCCCCGCUCCACCGCCACCCCCAAGUGCCAAAGCAGCUUCUCCGUCUCCGUCGCCAAGCCCAGCUCGGUCAUCGCCAGCCAGUCCCAGGCCUACUCGCCCGGCCAGCCCCAGAGCCUUCUGUCCAUGAGCCAGCCCCAGAGCUACGCCGUCAGCCAGCCCCAGAGCCUCUCCUCUGUCAGCCAGGCCUCCCAGUUCAGUGGCAGCCAGGCGCAGGACCUGACCAGCGUCAGCAAGGCCCAGAGCUACGGCCCGGGACAGGCCCAGCCGGGCGGGCAGGGCGGGCAGGCUGGGCAGGGGCUGCAGCCCUGCGUGAGUCAGAGCCAGGCCUUCUCUCCGGAGCAGCUGCAGGGGCUGUCGACGGUGGGUUACAGCGUCCAGGCCGAGCCCCACGUCUCGGUGAGCCAGACCCCCAGCUACGGGCCGGCCCACUCCCAGGGCAUGCCCACCGCCAGCCCCUCGCUGAGCUACAGCACCGGUCACUCCCCUGCCAUGCCCAGCCACCCGCAGCCCAUCGGCUACGCCCACGGGCAGAGCCUCCCCGACUCCAGCCCCUCACAGAUCGGCCGACCCCUGCAGUCGCCCACGGCCGCCCGGCCCCAGAGCGUGAACUCGCCCGGGCAAUCCCAGAAGUACCUGACGUCAGUGCUGUCGCCUUCCUUCAUGCAGCCGGCGCACGGGCAGAGCUACCCAGGCGUGGAGCGGGCAGCCUCCUAUGGCAAGGCCAAGGCCGAGUCGGACCUGCUGGCGGCCGAGCGGGCGGAGGACGAGGAUUUCCUCAUUCAGCACUUGCUGCAGUCCCAGACGCCGCCCCCCCGAGGGCCAGCCGAGGGGCUGGUGCAGUGUGAGGAGCGGGGGGCCAAGGGGCUGGCUUACGGGGGGCUCAGCAAGUCGGAGGAGCGCUACCACCUGCAGAGCGUCAUCCGCACCAACUCCAACCUGGACAGCCAGGGCCUGGAGCUGUCCCUGCAGGGCCUGAAGGAGAAGAAGAAAGGGGAGCGGCCCCACGCCCGCUCCACCCCAGAAGCGCUCGCCACCUCCGUGGUGCAUUACACGCACCAGGCCGGCUCCUUGGACAGCUACGCCCAGGACAUGAAGAAGUCGGUGGAGCACCUGCAGGCUGGGGCCAAGGACCUGGGCCAGGCCCACUCCUACCUGCAGAAGACCCCCGAGCACGGCCCCCAGCCCCACCGCAUGGUGGGCGAGCCCCCACCCAUGGAGCUGCUGCCCGGCCAGCAGGGGGCGCCGCUGCUGCUGGACUCGUCCCCCGACCUGCCCCAGCUCUCCCUGCCCCCCCAGCAGCAGCAGCAGCAGCAGCAGUCCCAGCUGCUGCAGUCGGUGCUGACGCACACCCAGAGCCAGCUGCAUCCCCGGGCCAAGGUGCACCUGCUGGAGCCGCAGCGCCUGCACCCGCCCGAGCCCCCCUCGCCCCAGCUCCAGCUGCAGGCUCUGGAAGCUCACCUGCACCAAGCCCAUGUCCGGUCGCAGGGCCUGGACCCCCAGCAGUCACCCCAGCUCCAGGGCCAGCUGCAGGCGGAGAACAUGGAGGUGCUGGGCCAGUCCCAGGAGAUCCAGGACUUCCUGGAGCCCGACCUGAGCCUGGAGUCCCACCUGGGCCAGGGUGGGGCCGGCCUGGAGCCUGACUCCUCCCAGCAGGUGCCCCAGGCCCAGCUGGAGGCCAAGGACCAGUUUGAGAGCCCCAGCCCACAGGGCUCCAAGCAGCGCUUCGUGCCCCUCACCUCCAUCUGCUUCCCCGACUCGCUGCUGCAGGACGAGGACCGCAGCUUCUUCCCCGGCAUGGAGGACAUGUUCGGACCGGGGGCCUGUGGCCCCGACGACUUCCCCAAGCCCAGCUGCGGGGAGGACGAGCCGCCCAGCCUGGAGCGGGCCGAGGGCCUGAAGGGGGGGGCCGGCGGCUACGACAUGCUGCCGGCCGGCCAGGGCUACCAGGGCUAUUGCCCCAGCGAGGGUGGGGAUGGCUCCCACCUGGCCAUGGAGCCGGUCAAACACGAGCUGCCCUCCACCGUCAACGCCGAGCCGCUGGGGCUGAUCCAGGCAGGCCACGGGGGGCCGGAGGGGGCGGCCAAGCCAGGCCUGACCUCGCCCAUCUUCUGCUCCUCCAAGCCCAAGAAGCUGCUGAAGACGACCUCCUUCCACCUGCUCAAGAAGCGGGACCCCCCAUUCCAGCCCCCCAAGAAGGCCUACGCCCAGGAGUACGAGUUCCAGGACGACGAGGACAAGGCCGAUGUCCCGGCCGACAUCCGCCUCAACAGCCGGCGCCUGCCCGACCUGCUGCCCGACCUUAUCUCCAGCUGCCGGGCGCGGCCCAGCCUCAGCCCCAUGGGCGACAUCGACUUCUGCCCCCACCACAGCGCCGCCGACGGCCCCAAGAAUCUCCAGCUGGCAUUGCAGACAGGCCGGGAGCCGCCCCCCAUCUGGCGGGUGCAGAAAGCCCUGCUGCAGAAAUUCACCCCCGAGAUCAAGGACGGGCAGCGGCAGUUUUGUGCCACCAGCAACUACCUGGGCUAUUUUGGGGAUGCCAAGAACCGCUACCAGCGUCUCUACGUGAAGUUCCUGGAGAACAUCAACAAGAAGGAUUACGUACGCGUUUGCUCCAAGAAGCCCUGGCACCGGCCGCUGCAGGCCGUGAGGAGGCAAAAUCAGCCCAAGACUUCAGGCCCCAAGGUCCUGGCCCCAGCCAAGGCCGAGAAGCAACCGGAAGCGUCGGAGCGGGCGGAGAUGCCGGAGAAGGGCCCCAAGCCGGAGAAAGGCCCCAAGCCGGAGAAGGGCCCCAAGCCAGAGAAGGUGGAGCGGGCCCCCAAGCUGGACAAGCCCCCCAAGGCAGAGCGGGCCGAGAAGCCGCCCCGGGCAGACAAGCCGGCCAAGGCUGACAAGGCCCCCAAAGCGGAGAAGACAGAGCCCCCGGCGCCCGCCCCCGCUAAGGCUGCUCCGGCUGGUGCCCCCAAACCCAAACCCAAACCCGCCAAGGUAAAGGCGGAGCCGCCUCCGAAGAAGAGGAAAAAAUGGCUGAAGGAGGCUGCGUCCUCCUCGGACUCGGAGUCCAGCCCGGACCAGCAGAGCGAGGAGGGUGAGCCUGGGGGGCGUGCGGGGGGAGGGAAGAGUGGGGAGUCAUACUCCAAUCCUACCCCGUCCUUUUUCCCAUGUUACUGGGGUCACCCCCAUUCCCUCCCCCCUGGGAUAAAUCAGUCUGAAGCAGCCCGUGAAGAGUUACAAAGGGACCUCACCGAGCUGGAGGUGAAAUUUGGGGUCGAUCGAAUCCCCACUCUACAUACGCAAGGCCGGGGCCUGAAUGAGCUGGUCACACUCAAGCAGGAGCUCUGGGAGUCAUUGCAGGUCAUUCUCGGCAAACGUCCGCUCAGUGGGCAGCGGCCGUCAGAAAAGCGAACCGCUGGGCUCCCCCAGCCCCGCCGGCGCCCCUCACUCCCGCCCGCAGCCCUGACGCGUGUCUCCCCGCAGACGUCGGCCAUCGAGGGGCAGGACGCGGACCUGGGCCAGGAGGAGGUGGUCCAGCAGUGCAUGCGGAACCAGCCCUGGCUGGAAAAGCUCUUCGACUCCUUCAGCGACCUCCUGACACAAGCCCAGACCAAGUGCGCGUGACCCCACCGCUGUCUCCCCCCUCCUCCCGCCGCGGCACAGGCCCCGCCCCCAAGGCCGGGCUGGGGAGGGCUCUGGACUGAGGA
Messenger RNA from Chelonoidis abingdonii (Abingdon island giant tortoise), 4644 nucleotides. The record is from RefSeq and is a predicted model, not a curated record. NCBI's taxonomy places the organism in Eukaryota, Metazoa, Chordata, Testudines, Testudinidae.